CGGUCUGUUUUCUGUAGUUUCUGCUUUCGAUUAAGUUUCAGUGAAGAUCAGCUGACAGCAGAGGCAGCGCACGUGACGAUCGGGACCAGCAGCUGUUUACCUGACCAGAGGAAAUACCCAAGAAAUAUCGCUCUUUGACGCUAAAAUGUCUCCGUAGCUCACAUUUAACCCGUUAAUCCGGACUGUGAGGCUCACCGUGUGAGGAUGUUGGAGGCGGACCGGCGGCUGCAGACCGGAUCCACUGAGGUGGCUGUGAUCCCGGAGAACCAGCACUGUGGCGAUGUAGCGGACAUCCAGAAAGCUGAGCUGGCUCCCGGAGGCUCCCUGCUCGGAUGUCUCGGGGUCCGGGGACAGCUGGUGGUGUGGGACCCGGCGGACAGAGAGGCUUCUCCGGCUGCAGUGGAGGGCACCUACCGAGAUUUUUCCUGGGAGGAGGUGUCGGUCCGCUCUCGGGGGGUCAGCAGCUCCAGGCUGCUGGCUGUGGGAUCUCACGGUGACCUGAAGCUGCUGGAGGUCAAGGCCGAACGGUCGGCCUUCAUCUCCGUGCUCUGUGCGUGUGAAUGUCCCGCAGGCCGCCUGCUGCAGACCAUCAGAGACCAGGACCACACUGUGAGCGAGCUGCAGGUGGUGCAGGUGUUGUCCUUUGUGGCUGGUCGCUGCUGCGUUCUGCUGAACUCCGAUUGGCUGCUGCAGCUACAGUGGCAGGGGGAGGAGGAGCCUCAGACGUCAUCCUGCUGCGGCGUCCAGCUGACCGACAGCGACCGACACUCUGCUGUCCAUCACUGUGUCUCCAUGGAAACCCUGUUUGCUCUCAGCUCCACCGGACUCAUAUCUGUGUAUAGCAUCUCUGAUGGCACUCUACUGGCUAGCGUUAACCUGCCCGCCUACCUGAGCUCUGGCCCUGCAGAGGACGAGUUCACCUGCUCCUCUCCCUCCUCCCCCACCCCCUCCUUCUGCCUCCUCCAGGUGUCAGCUGAUCUCAGCACAGCCGUGGCCAUCACUCAGUCCCACACCGCCAUCGCUAUCGACCUCAACCACUACUUCAGGAUGUUUCCAGACCACCUGCUAUGUGCCGGCCCCCAGCCACGCCCCCCCCUUCAGCCGCAGCACCCCAGAGACCAGGACAGUCUGUCCAGCUCCAGCUUCAGUCUCACUGCCCUGGGCGGGGCCUUCAGCGCUGACCGCUCCUGGGAAGGUCGUCUGACCUCCAUGUACAGCAGAGCACAACAGGCCACUGCUCCUUCCUCCUCCUCUUCAUCUCGGCCUCCCAGGACCACCUGGUUCUCCUCGCUCCCCCACCUGGACUCCCACCUGGCUCCAUCCUCGGCCCACAGCAGAGUGCCUCCGGGUGGGCUGACCGUUUCUUUCGCCGUCCCCGAAUCGUCCGCUCCGUCUCAGCUCACCGUCUCCGAGUUCUCCGCUCUGCUGACCUUCAUCAGCCCGGGCAACAGACAGACCACAGUGGCCUUGUGGGAGAUGGAGCACGGGAACGUGAGCUACCACCAGGCGGAGGGCGAGGCGGCUCCAGUUCAGUGCUGUGGAGAGAGGCAGCAUCGCCUGCUGCUGAAGAAGGCCGGUGUGUUCCAGGUCCUGUUCUCCGUGUCGCAGCAGGACCUGCUCAGCAGGUUGAUGCUGUUCGGUAGCGCAGCGACAGUGGACGCAGUCUGUCACCUGAACAGCUGGGGGCGCUGCUCCAUCCCCAUCCACGCCCUGCAGACUGGGCUGAAGAACCGUCAGCUGGACACGGUCGAUUUCUACCUGAAGAGCAAAGAAAAUGUCCUGAACCCUCCGGCAGCAGCGCUCAGCUGUGCCGAUCAGCCAGCAGCCUCCACACUGAGCCUCACGCACAGUGUGCAGGAGCUGCGUCCCGCCUUAGACCUGCUGUGUUCAGCCGUCAGAGACUCGAACAGCGAAGCUCAGAGCCGACAGUUCUCUGAACAGCUGCUCAACAUCACCCUGAGCUUCGUGAACACGCAGAUCCGCUCCGUGCUGUCCAGCAAACACCACCAGGACUCAGGUGUGCAGAACUGCAUAAAGGUUCUGGAUCAGUACGUCACCGAGCUGAGGAGCUACAUGAAGAGAUUCCCCUGGUCUGCAGGGCCCGACACGUCCACUUCCAAAGCUGCUGCUGCUCCAGCUGAGGACGAGGCUCAGCGGGAUGAGUGGGAGCAGCUGUCAACAGAGGAAGUGGUCCAUCAGUCCAUCCUUACCAAUCAGAUCUCCAGAGCUCAGGCGGUCCUGCGGAGGCGGAACCGGCCUGAAAGUCGCCUGUCGGCUCUGAGGAAGGAGGGUCUGCGUCAGGUGUUCUCCUGCCUGCAGCGCCGAGACCUGCAGACCGCCAACACGCUGCUCACCAACAUGGGUUUCAGUGUGAAGCAGCAGCUCCACAGUAUCUGCCUCCACACAGAUGACAAGGAGCUCCGGGAGUUAAUGGUGGAGGAGCUGUCCAGCCGGCGUAACUUCCCAGAGGAGGAGAUGCAGAGUGUUCUGUUCAUCCGGCAGAUGGAGAAGCUGGGAUCGCAGCCGGCCGUCCGCUGCACAGGAAGCACCUCGUGUCAAAGGAUUGUUCAGAUGGUUCGUAAGGAGGGGGACGGUGAGGAGGUUCUGAAGGAGCUGCAGGGACAGAGGAGACCUCAGGAAGAGGAGGGGGGACUCUGGAGGAUACUGAGACUGGACUGGGUGAGGAACUGGGACCAGAGCUGCAGGACAGCCAUCCUCCUGUCCAGACUCCAGCACACAGAGCUGAGCUCCUGCGACUCUUCAGUGUUGUGGCGUUAUCUGACCGCCCUGCACGACCAGCGCCGAGUGGUUGACUGGAUCCAGAAUACGGGGGCCUCUGGCGCUCCCCGGUGGCCGGACUUCACCCCAGAACUGGUGGACAACAGCACGGCCUGCAGCAGCUACAUGAGGGAGAGCAUCCUGGACCUGCUGGCUAGGAGAGGUGUGUUCGUCCCGGAGGAGCUGGCAGACCUGGAGCAGCUGCUGUGGAGGUUGGCUCAGGGUGGAGGCCUGAUGGCUUCAUCUCCUCCCAUCCCUCAGUACCGCUCCCCCCUCGGGCUCGACCUCCACAGCGUCUUUAUCACCUUCUGUCUGGAGCACAACCUUCAGUACCUGCUGUACACCUACCUGGAGCACUACAGACUGACCCCCAGAAACUGCCCCCUCCUGAGCAGUCAGAGCCUCUCUGAGAGUCAGCCCUGGUUUGAGAUGCUGGUGAGGAUCCAGGAGAUCACCAGAGAUUUGUCAGACCCAGGACUGCUCUUCCAGGCCAGUUUAACCAGUGCUCAGGUGUUAUUACCUGGCAGCCAGGCGUCUCUCAGCAGUCUGCUGUUAGAGGGACACAGUCUGCUCACUCUGGCCGCCAUCAUGUUUUCCCCCGGAGGAAUCGACCAGGUGAUGGCUCAGGGUGAAAGGUCAGGCAGGUCGGAGAGGACGGUCGACCCUCAGCUGCUGAAGAUGGCACUGGCCCCCCAUCCCAAACUGAGGGCUGCCCUGUUCCCCGCCGGACCCCGAGGAAACGGCCCGCCCUCCGACAUCUCCGUGUACCACCUCCUGCAGUCCCUCCACCCGCUGGACCCUUCCAGGCUGUUUGGCUGGCAGGCAGCAAACACCCUCAACUCCACCGAAACGUCAGAGCUGCCUCAUUUCUCCAGCCCUCACCUGGUCCAGAAGUUCGCUCUGAAAGAGAACCUGGACUAUCUCUACUACCUCCAUCAUGGCCGACCAUCUUUCGCGUACGCCACCUUCCUCGUCCAGCAGCUGAGCGGCAGCAGUGACGUCAAGUUGACGGUGCAGGAGGCCUCACUGCGCGCGUCCAGAUUGGCUCUGCAGUGUUUCAACGUGCCGGCGGUGGCGUCGGCUGCCGUUUGCUUCUGUGAGCUGCUGGGAGUCUCCAGCCUCAAGCUGAGGGUCGACAUCAGAGCUAUGAAUGCAGUCCUGCAGCACUGGAACCAACACAACACACACGGCACUCCAACACAGCAUCUGCACACUCUGGUGUCUAAAGGUGUAAAGCUGGUGGGGACGGAGUCUGGAGCCGCAGAGGAGCUGAUUGGUUACCUGGAAGUUGCAGUGACAGACAGUCUGGAGCAGAGAGGCGUCAUCAGGUCGUCGUACGAGGCGGCUCAGGAGUGGGCACUGCCCGUUCAGUUCUGUCAGCUCCACAAUCUGCAGCUGAGCUCUGUUUACCCCACCCACUGCGCCCACGAUGGACAGUUCAUCCACUUCCUGUUAUUCGUCCAACUGCACAGCUUCCCACCUCAGCAGGUGAGGCUGCUGGUGGCUCAGUUUGGCCCCACCCUGCAGGCCCACCUCAGCUUGGCGUUUCAGGACCUGCAGGUUUACAGUAAGCAGAGGAGCUGCGACUCUGACGAGCAGCAUUCAGUCCUGAGAACUGAGGGGGCAACCUCUGGGAGCCCGGAGCACCCCGGGGAGAUGUUCCAGGUCCUCCUGCAGAGCCAGGAGGAGCCGGCGCCCUGCAGGUACCUGCUGCAGGAGGCGCUGGUGCAGCGCUGCCCAACGCUGGCGGUACUGGCUGCCUGUGUGCAGGGAGCAGAGCUGCUGCCGUGCCUUUGUGUGUGGGUGCUGACCUCUGUCGAUGAUGUCACCAUCAAGGAAGCCACCUCCCACCUGGUUCAAGCCCCCCAGCAUCACGAAUGGACCCUGCAUGACCUGUCAAUCAUCUGGAGGACGCUGCUGGGCCGGGGCCACGUCAGGCCCCUCCUGCGAGGCUUCGAGCUCUUCCAGAGGGACUGUCCUCUGGUGUUGGUGCUCAGGAUGUUUGAGCUGUGCUGCGACUUCAGGAACUUCACCGAGGCCAAAUCGAAGCUGCUGGACUUCCAGCGGACGCUCGUCACCCUGAGAACCAGCGGGCCGGCAGCCCCGGGCGGCCUCCCCCUGCAGUGGGUGGAGAGCCAGGCGUCAGUGCUACUCUUCACGAUGCUGAAGCGCUGCUCCACCCAGUACGACCUCCACCGGCUGUUGCAGCUCCUCGCCGACGUUGACAAACUCCUCAAAUCCAACGGUCCAGAUUUCAGGAAGCUGAGCCAGCUGAGUCAGUUGCUUCAAGGGUCAGAGGUCAACCUGUCUCCCAGGCUUCUGCAGAGCAGUUCUCCCUCCGUCCAGCAGGAGGAGUUCCAGGCCACCGUGGACGCUCUGCAAGCAAGGGGGCAUUACGGCCAGGCCAGGCAGGUCGCCCUGCUGGCCGGCCUGCCCGUCCAUCGUCUGCUGCUCAGCCAGCUUCUUCAGGAAGUGAACACUCAGAAGUCCAAGCGACAGUGGGCCAGGCUGGAGACCCGGGUCAGCUUCUGGAAGAAAUGUCACGAGCAGCUGAAGGCCGACAGCACCGAUCCAGAAUCUGCCUCCCAGUUCUUCCUGUCACAGGCUCAGACUGACACUUCAGACCCUCCAGAGGCUCAGGAGGACCUGCUGGACGUCCAGGAGCGCUGCCUGCUGCUCGGGCUCGCCGCUCACUGGCUCUCCCAGCUCAGCCCGGCUCCAGUGGACAAACUGGAGAGCCUGGAGAAAGAGCAGUGGCUCAGCCGGGUCCGUAAACACAUCCUUACCAUUGCCAUGGAGAAGGAGAGCGUCUUUAACCUGCCGCCGCCGGCCGUCACACCUGAAAUGAACACGUACGAGGUGCUCAUGAAGGAGGUGUCCUUCUCCAACAUAACAGAGCUGAAUACAGAGAGCUGCCUCAGUCUGGACGGACUCCCAGGUCCCUCUGAGGAGCAGGACGAGCUGAAUACCGAGUCAGCAUUGAGUCCAGAGGAGAAGAGCGUGCUGGCCACUCUGAUUGGUCAGCUAUUAGAUGACGGCAGUAUCCAUGAAGCCAGUCGCAUUUGCCGUUAUUUCUCCCUGUACCACCCGGACAUGUGGGUGGUGCUGCGCUGCCAAGCCCUGGCAUCCGGAGACCUGAACGACGAACCCCAGGAGGAGGCCUCGGAAGCUCCGGCGAGGACGAGCAUCACGAGCUCUCCCUCCGUCAGCAGCCUGUCCUCCUUUGUGAUGCUCCCUCUCCCUGAAGACGAGGUCACUGUCCAGCUCCAGAAACUGGUGGAUCAGUGUCGCCAUGGCAACAACUACUGCAAACAAGUCCUCAGUCUCUACCAGCUCUCCAAGGAGCUGCAGUGCUCCUUCAGCAGCAUCUGCAUGGAGGAACCCUGCACGGUGCUGGAGAAGCUGCUGCUGUCCGAGCAGCCGGAGCGCUUCAGGAAAGCUCGGACCUUCAUCAAAGCUCAGGGUCUCCCUGCGGACGCUGUCGCUGAGCUCAUCUCCUCCGCUGUGGUUCAGGCGCUGCUGGCCUCCACGCAGGAGCUGCAGCACGUGAUGGAGAAGCACAUAUACAGGCCACUGGAGGGCAGGGACGCGCUGGUGCAACUGAUCAAACUGUGUGACGACCCGAACAUGGUGGGACUCAAACUGCUGGAAAACCUCAACACUGUUCCACUGAGAGACCUGAACUGCAUCGUAGAGCUGCUGAUCGUGGCUCACAGCUGUUUCAGUCUCACCUGCAACAUGGAGGGGAUCGUGAGAGUGCUCCAAGCCGCCCGUCACCUCAGCCACACCUACCUGGCUCCAGGAGAGCACUACAGCCUGCUGGUGCGUCUGCUGACAGGGAUCGGCAGGUACAACGAGAUGACGUACAUCUUCGACCUGCUGCAUCAGAACCACUGCUUCGAGAUGCUGCUGAGGAAGAAGAUGGACACAGACAGAGGACAGAGCUCCAGCCUGAAGUCGGCUCUGCUGGAUUACAUAAAGCGCUGCCUUCCCGCAGACAGCGAGAAAUACAACAUGGUGGCGCUGUGCUUCAGCAUGAGGAGGGAGAUCGGUGAAAACCACGAAAUGGCAGCCAGGACGCAGCUGAAGAUGAUCGAGUCUCAGGCCUGGGUCGUCACUCCGGAGCUGAAGAGUUCCUUGGUCAAAGUGUUGGGACUGCUGAAGGAUGCUGCAGAGAGCUUCUCAAAGGAUUCGUGCGUGCGUCAGGCGACUCGUUGCGUUCGGACAGCUAAGCUGGUUGCUCUUCAGCUCCACUUCCUGAACCAGGGAUCAGAUCUGCGCAUCAUCAACCUGCGACCUGCAGAGCUGCUGAACGCCGUCACGACUCUGCCGCGAUGCUACCAGGUGUUCGUGGUGUCGGAGGCGUACAGCUACAGUCCAGACUGGGCUGAGAUUCUGUACCAGAAGGUGAUCCUGAACGGAGACUUUGGUUACCUGGAGGAGCUCAGACGCCACCGCCCGCUCACCUCCACCCUGUUUGAGGACAUUUUCAAAAAGCUGGACGGCGCUCCCAGCAGCGUGACCUCCAAUGUGAAGCGCCUGCUGUCUUACUGUGAUGAUGUGUACAGCCGCUACAGGCUGGCAUACCAGCAGAAUCUGCACGACGUCACCAAGAUGCUGCUGCAGGACACCAAGACCUCCAGCUACCUGAACGACAGGCUGGGCAGCUGAUCGGUUACCUGACCGCACGGUCUUCAUGAUCAGUAUCCUCCGAUGACAGGAAACACUGUGAACGUACAAAACUUGUUUAUAUCAUGGAAAAAAGACCUCGUGUCUUUCUAACCUGAUGGAUGUUUUUUUUUUUUUUUUCUUCACUGGGUGAGCAGGAUUUAUGUUUGAUGUGACCAACAGUUUUCAGCCUCAUAAACUGCAGUUUAAAAGCUUAUCAGUGGACAAAUAAGCACAAAAUCUUCAUAAAAUCAUGAACAUUUAUAUUAAAAAUGCUCUUUAAACCA
Archocentrus centrarchus (flier cichlid) is the source of this 7733-nucleotide messenger RNA. It is a transcript of the gene spg11, whose product is annotated as SPG11 vesicle trafficking associated, spatacsin. The transcript has 40 exons. Gene Ontology annotation, cellular component: axon; synapse; cytoplasm. Bases 205 to 7449 code for a protein of 2414 amino acids. Gene Ontology annotation, biological process: axonogenesis; axo-dendritic transport; chemical synaptic transmission. The record is from RefSeq and is a predicted model, not a curated record. Lineage: Eukaryota; Metazoa; Chordata; Actinopteri; Cichliformes; Cichlidae.